CGCUGCGACUUGCUGGAGCUUCCUGCCGGAUAGUGCUCCCUAGCGACGGAUGGGGCGAGCGAAGUGAAUCAAUACGAGGAAAGUGAGCGCUUUGACCCCAAUAAAGCGCCUUGUCCUCACGAUGCGGCGAGAAGGCCCGUAGACCAUCGGCUCGCUAGGAACAGGCCCAGGCUUUGCUCCCAAACAUGGACAAGUCACAGGAGCCUCCGCAGCUGCCGGUGAGUUGGGAGUGUUGGUGCAUCGUGUUUCUCGAGCUUCUCGUUCACUUUUCGCUCAUCAUCAGGGGCGCUGGAGCGACUCUUUUGCAGGAGGUGGAUACGCUCGUGAGUGUCGUGAGCGAGCGAGGCGCCGCCCCCCCCUUGUGCACAAAUCCUAGUAGGCUCCUCCUUGCAGCGCUACACCUUGGAUUGGCUUCUUAUACCGUCGAGCUCUCGCCUCUCGCUCUUUUUCUCUCUCUCUCUCUCUCUCUGCAGGCCAAGAAAGCUCGACAUGACUUGGAUGUUGACGCAGAGGUGGACGUAAGGGAAUCUGUGGUGACCAGUGAGAGCAGCCCAUCGACCGAAGGCGACAUCAACUCAUACCCGACACCCGCUGGACCUCAGCUCAACACGGGCGACAGGGAGCCGUCAGGGAACCAGGUAUCCGAAGAACCUCUGGACUCCUACAUCAACACAGCUGUGUCCAGCAAAGGCCUCCCUCCGGCUGCAGGCGAUGUCUUUGCCCCCCAGACGUACCACGGUACCAAGUCCUACCCUCAUGUCCCCCCUCAGACUGGCAACCCUGCCAUCGCCUCCUUCCCUGCCUUGACGCAAUCGCCCACCUACUCCGCCUUCCCCCCAGCUGCUCAGAGCUACGGUCUCCCGCCCUUCGGUGCCAUGUGGCCGGGCAUCAAGACAGAGACAGGACUGGCUGAGGCGCCUUCUGUGGGUCAGACUGGGUUCCUCAGUUUCAGCGCACCCUAUACUUCAGCUCAGCCUGGCCAGCUGCACUACUCUUACCCUGGUCAAGGUGCCAGUUUCACAGCCUCCAGCGUGUACGCCAACAGUCCCGCUGGCACACUCGUCACCACAGCCUCUGUCACGCAGACACAUCAGGAAUACUCGAGCUACAGCCCGCUGGCCCACAGCCACUUCCCCCAGUUCUACAGCCCGCCCCCCACCUAUACGCCCACUAGUCUCUCGAGCAGCAGCAGCGGCGGUGACAGCGAAGGCGUCAGUGUGGCAGGGUACCCCUCCGGCAAAGCUGAGGGCAAUGCGGAGACCAGCAUCACAGAUUCCUCUGUUGCCGUGGCUCCUCCCGCAGGGAUGCGCGAGCGUGACGAGGGCGGUUGCCGGAACAGCAGUGGCAAGGCCAAGGCCAAGGCCAGGAAGUCCGAGAGCACGCUGCCAGUUGACAGCAACCUGGAGCGCAUCUUUCUGUGGGAUCUGGAUGAAACCAUCAUCAUCUUCCACUCGCUGCUCACUGGCACCUUCGCUCAGAAGUUUGGGAAGGACCAAACCACGGUGCUGAACCUCGGCCUGCAGAUGGAGGAGCUGAUUUUUGAGCUGGCGGACACACACCUGUUCUUUAAUGACCUGGAGGAAUGUGACCAGGUCCAUAUAGAAGAUGUGGCUUCUGAUGACAACGGGCAGGACCUCAGCAACUACAACUUUGCAGCAGACGGCUUCUCUGCCCACAGCGGCAGCUCAGGACAAGGAUCCGGUGGUGUGCAGGGCGGAGUGGAAUGGAUGCGCAAGCUGGCCUUCCGCUACCGGCGGCUGCGGGAGAUCUACAGCAGCUUCAAGAGUAACGUGGGCGGACUGCUGAAUCCUGUGAAGAGGGAACAGCUCCUGCGUCUCCAGGCCGACAUCGAGAGUGUGACUGACUCCUGGAUGAGCACCGCCCUCAAGUCCCUGCUGCUCAUCCAGUCCAGGGGCCGCUGCGUGAACAUCCUGGUCACAACCACACAGCUGGUCCCAGCCCUGGCCAAGGUGCUGCUGUAUGGCCUGGGAGAUGUGUUCCCCAUCGAAAACAUCUACAGCGCCACUAAAAUAGGAAAGGAGAGCUGCUUCGAACGCAUAGUGUCGCGCUUCGGGAAGAAGGUCACAUAUGUGGUCAUAGGGGAUGGACGCGACGAGGAGCUCGCUGCUAAGCAGGUGAGGUCUCCACACACGCAUCAGGCAGAAGAGUGGUCUGGCCCCUGGCUCCUCCUCUUCCACUUACUCCUCUUCCUGUCAUUACAGCACAACAUGCCUUUCUGGCGCAUCUCGACACACGGGGACCUUGUCUCCCUGCACCAAGCCUUGGAGUUGGAUUUCCUGUAGGCUGCGACGCUACUGCUGGGCCCCAGCAGGGUCAGGAACACCCCAGUCUUCCUGGGUUGACUGACACUCGAAACCAAUAGGCAGCAGAUCUGGGACUCAACUGGAAUGGGGUGGACAUCUCUCUCAACGGCAGCUAUCUGCUUUUCAGCCUGACCUGACGUGAUCCCCCUUGUGGCCGUAGGUCUGCUGUCACAACGGUUUGUUGGGUUUGAUUAGUUUUUCUUCGGGAUUGACCAAAAGUUCACACACUGCUCUGGAAUAUAGCUGUGUGUCUGUGUGUGUGCGUUUAAAGAAAAGGGGGAAAAAAAAAGAAAAAAAGGAUUUACUGAUGUGACAGCAUGCACCUGCAAACAACUUGUGUUGAUGGAAGGACGUUGGAAAAAAUAUCUAAUGACAAUUUUGUGUGACCUCAGUCCUGUCCAGCUGGUUGGUCUCUGGCAGGGAACAUGCCCAUUUCCAGGAAGACGCCCCAGUGCCUCAGAGCGGCAGUACCGCGGUACAGGCCAGGAGUCACUGUGUAGAGUGAAGUGUACUUGCGACUGGACCGCUGCAGUCCUGAGAGUGAUCAGAUGGACAACGAGGUGUUUCCCUGAGUUCGAAACCCCCCUCGGAGCACCUUUUGGGACGUUUCCAUGGCAAUGGCAAUGCCCCUGCCCCUCCCUCACACCAGGCCCCUCCAUUUUCCUGUUUUUCACAGAAAUGCGUUUCAUUUUGAAACGUCUGCUCUCCACAAUACGGGCACCUGAAUACUGCAACCCUCGCUCUGUACCUUCAGCACCCGUUGUGGUAAAUCCAUGUAAGAACAGUUUAAUCGUGUGAUAUGUUGGCUGUACACCGCCCGCCCCGAGUAGGCCACAAGUGCCGGGGUGGGGGCUGUCGCAGCCUGAGCCUGAGGAUGAUCCUUCUCUCCCACGCAAACAGGAACAGCUUGACAAUACCCAAUGUGUACCAUGUUUCUGCGCCUUUACUGCGUGUACUUCAUUGCUCUGUGUAUUGAUGUGUGUUUGUAAAUAUUUAUAGUGCCUUUACCCACCAUUAUAUACACACACCUAUAUAAUCGCCUCUAUAAGGGAUGUACUGUGUUACGUGUCAUGCGGAAGUAGCCCUCAGCUUUUUUUUUUUUUUUUUUUGGAAAAAUAUAUAUUGCAUCUAUUCCUCUGUACCCGUUGCUAUGGUGAUGCUUUCCUGCAGUGCGAUUGCCUUUGGUGUUCCCAGACCGACAGUGUGCUACAUUUGCCCGAUGGGGGCGUCCCAGCUCAGACUCCCCAGCACUGUUGUGAACUUCUCUUCCUCUCCUCUUGGCGGUUUUGAUGGCCGCGCGUCUCACCCCCCGCGGUGCUGAGAGCCACUUCGUUUUGCACAGACAAUCGAGGGCAGCAGGUUGGGCCCCUCCCACACAGAGGCUGCGUGCGCCCAUGUGUGUGUGUGUAGGGGUCAGUCAGUGUCCUCUGGCACGGAGAGGUGGGAGGGGUCCAGCAACACAUCCCUCAAAGAUGAACAAGUGUCUUUGUGUAACUGUACAUCUGUUCCAUUGAACCGUUGGGCAUCUUUCCACAUCACUUCACGAUGUACCAGCAGAAGGUCCCUUCAGCCCAGUGAUGGUCAGGGGCCCACGGUGCCCAUCUUUGAUCUUAAGGUGAGCAGGAGCGCUUCAGGUGGACAGAAAGGUCCUGCGGGAACACUAAGUGUGGACUCAGCCAUCCACGUUGGCAGUGUGUGUCCUGCAGCGUUGUCGACAUGUCUGUGUUCAGGCUGUCCUUCCUCGUUAAACACGUCAACUCCUGCAGAUGGAAGUGUCUCUGCUUGGAGCUGCACGUGACCAUAGGGAAUCUGUGGACUCUUUGUAGCGCUCUUGUGUUAAUUUUCUUUCUUUUUUUGAAAGUUUUUGUACUGGAAUGUUCUGCAGGGUUUGUGGAAUGAAAGAAAUCCAU
Messenger RNA from Scleropages formosus (Asian bonytongue), 4234 nucleotides. It is a transcript of the gene eya3, whose product is annotated as EYA transcriptional coactivator and phosphatase 3. The coding region runs from base 186 to 2303 and encodes 705 amino acids. The transcript has 17 exons. Lineage: Eukaryota; Metazoa; Chordata; Actinopteri; Osteoglossiformes; Osteoglossidae. Gene Ontology annotation, molecular function: protein tyrosine phosphatase activity. Gene Ontology annotation, biological process: negative regulation of extrinsic apoptotic signaling pathway in absence of ligand; cell differentiation; multicellular organism development. The record is from RefSeq and is a predicted model, not a curated record. Gene Ontology annotation, cellular component: nucleus.